AUGUCCGGCGCACCCCCUACUUCAACCUACGUCAACGAGUCGAUCGUCAUCAACGCCGUGAGUCCUCCCGUGGCCAUCCUUCUCGCCUCAUUCGACGGCUUCCAUGUCGUUCCGCCCGCACGUCAUCGUCACCCAGCAUCGACCACUGACGUGAACGGCUGAAGGUGCAAUACCAAAGAAUCUCCUACUGAUUUGGUUUAUUUGCAAUUUGAUUUAUCCCCACAGCCCGUGGCCAAGGUGUGGCACCUGAUCAAGUUGCAAGACUUCUCAAAGUGGUACUCGGCGUUGGCCUCCAGUUCAGCGGGUGGGUUUCCGCUCUCUAAUUAGGAGGAUCCUGAUCAGGGGCCGUCGAAGCAGGCCCCUCUUCUCGUCCGGGGAGGACGACUCGUUUUCAGACUCGUGCUUUGGUAUCACAUAGUCCUCGAUGCUUGAAACUGACCCUCUUUUCUCGACUCUCACCUUCUCCAGCCAAGAAUAUCUCGGACGAAGUGACCGACUCGGCGAUCUGGAAGUUCAAGGACGGCCACCAAUUGACCGUCAAGCAGGAGGAACACUCGGCGAUCAACCACUCCAUCACUUACUCCGUCGUCGAAGCGGAACCAGCUUUGACUUACCACUCUGUUUUGUCGUAAGUAGGCUCUUUCGCGAACUUGGCUUCUUCCGCGAACUUGGCCUCGAAAAAUCCGACCAAAAUCCUGAUCGAUGAACGCGCUCCUCUCCCUCCACACGAACAGCACCAUCACCGUCUCCCCCGUGACGACCGGUCCUUCCGAGGGUUCGUCGUACGUCACUUGGUCCGGCUCGUUCUCGUCCGAUGCCGACGCCGGCGUCAUCGCCGAUGCGAGCUACAAGCGAAAGGAGGCUUUGGCCGACCUCGCCAAGGCUGUCGCUUGA
Microbotryum saponariae is the source of this 894-nucleotide messenger RNA. Lineage: Eukaryota; Fungi; Basidiomycota; Microbotryomycetes; Microbotryales; Microbotryaceae. The record is from the annotation of a GenBank genome assembly.